Messenger RNA from Stereum hirsutum FP-91666 SS1, 1140 nucleotides. RefSeq lists its product as uncharacterized. Gene Ontology annotation, cellular component: extracellular region. Lineage: Eukaryota; Fungi; Basidiomycota; Agaricomycetes; Russulales; Stereaceae. The transcript has 7 exons. The coding region runs from base 25 to 954 and encodes 309 amino acids. Gene Ontology annotation, molecular function: cellulase activity; cellulose binding. Gene Ontology annotation, biological process: polysaccharide catabolic process. The record is from RefSeq and is a predicted model, not a curated record.
CAGCCCUCAUAUCUCUCCUCAAGAAUGUUGUUCCCUCUGCUUGCUCUCGCCUCUCUCAGCCUCGUCUUUGCACUCGAUACCUCCUCCCACUGCGGCCAGUGGGACACAAUCGACACCGGGAUUCAAUACAGUAUCCUUCUAGACCAAUGGGGGGCGUCCGGUGCCAGUUCUGGUGUCUCUUGCGCUUCUAUCACCAGUGUCAGCGGUAGCAGCGUUGCUUGGGUGAAUAACUGGACUUGGACGGGCGGGACGGGAGUGAAGAGUUUCACGAAUGUUCAACUGAACGAUGGUAUCAACCAGCAGUUGAGUGCUAUUAGUAGUAUGCCGACAACCUGGACCUGGAGCCAAACCACCACCGGAACCAUAGUCGCGGAUGUGGCCUACGACAUGUUCACCUCCACCUCAUCCGGAGGUUCCGCUGCUAACGAAAUUAUGAUCUGGAUGGCCAAUAUCAAUGCCGGUCCUAUCUCCGCAAGCUACGGCUCGGACGGACAGCCUGUUCCAGUGGCGAGCAGUAUUUCUAUCGCCGGAAAUACCUGGAACUUGUAUCAAGGAUCGAAUGGGGCGAACAAUGUCUUCUCGUUCCUCCCCACCUCGGGGCAGAUUACGAGUUUCAGUGGUGACAUUAUGGACUUCUACGACUACCUCGUCUCAAACGAAGGGUUAUCGUCCUCUCAAUACCUCACAACAGCACAAGCAGGCACAGAAGCCACAUCUGGGACUGCCGUUCUGACCACGACAAGCUUCAGCCUCGCCAUAAACACCGGUAGCUCAUCCGGCGGUGCCACCUCUAGCACAUCCUCUACAAUCACCGCAACUACGUCGUCGAGCGCAAGUGGAGCAACGCAGAGCAAGUACGGCCAAUGUGGUGGGCAGGGAUGGACGGGACCUACGGCUUGUGCGUCGGGAUCGACGUGUACUGCGUCAAACGAGUACUAUAGUCAGUGUACUUAGUCGGUGCAAGAUGGGAUGUCAGGGCUAUCCAAAGGGAUGAGAACGAACGCUCACGGUAGGCUAAUCACGUCCGAUUGGUACUCUGCCGCUGGUUGAACUGGGCCAUCAAAAGACAUUUCUCUAAGGUAGCAAUGGACGUGACAUACGUACUGUCUAAAAUAAAUAUUAUCGUAGCGAUUGAAUGAU